AGGGCCACAAGUUUAUUGGCCUUUGACUGCUGAUGAGACCUUUUGAAGAAAUCAUGAAUUGCCAACUGCUCCUUUGCUUUAGUCUAAAUAUACCAGCACAUAUCUGCUUUCGGUCGGUCAGGCAAAGAAUAUACUGGAUCCUUUUCCGAGGCGACAAUUCAGUGAUUAUAAGGGAGCAUGUUACAUACCCUGGAUACAUUGGAAUUGUAGAUGAGGCUGUGCCAACUGCUUCUAUGCAUAUUCAAGGCGGAGUACCACAGCUCAGUCACCUCUGGUCUCCAGACCCAUCCUUGCAUCUUGUGCGCUGGCGACUCUUCUGUGGUUGCUUGGAAAUGGAGGACCAGAUUCAGGAGAUCAGCGUGCUCCCUCCCACCUAUGUGGUGUUUUGUUGUGUGCUGCAUCAUCUGUUUCGAGCCAGAAUCAUCGAGGAACCAGAGCUUUGUGCUUUGAUCCUGCAAUGCAUCCUGCCAUCUGGGACAAAACUUGAGCUUUUAAAAAGGCGAAUCCCCAACAGUGAGAUCAAUGCUGACCUGGUUUCCGUCUCAACAUGUGUAAUGAUUGGGAUUCAGUGUGUGACCAUGGCCCUCUGUGUCUGUGGAAAACCGUCGCCCGUGUCAAGUGCUGCGCCUUGGCUAUGCUUCGAUGGAAAGCUGUUUCACCUAAUUCAUCGGGAUCUCAGGGAGUUGCAAACAUCAGUUCCCUCAUUAUUACAUCAUGAUGGUGACCGGCUGCAUUUGUAUAGCCAGCUGUGGAAUAUUGUUACUUCUAGAUGACCGCUACAUUAUCCACUUCGUUUCUGAGCAAGCCUGAAACAAGAAUGUUGACGACAUCUGAACUGUGAUUUUGAACCAAAGCAAAUGUUUUCUGCAUGUUUUCAUAAAUUAUUUUGUAACUUCAUUUGUAUGUUUGACACUCAGACAAAUCAUGGUGCAGAAACUGGUGGUGAUAUUAGUUUCUGAUCAUUUCCAACAUAUAAUCAUUAUCAUGACCAUUCGACAUUCAUUCUCACAACACACAUUUCACGUCACACUCAUGAUUUACCUGAUUUAGUGCCUGGAAUUUUAAAGCUCUUAACAACCACAUACCAUAAUCAUUGUCCACAUCUGUUGUCUCAUGCAAUGACUCUCUUUAUUGGCCAUAAAACACCACACAUUAUCAUCAUUAGUAGUAUUAGGCUAAUCCUAUCUAAAUUUUAUUGAAACUGCCAAGUGUCAAAAGUUUUUAUUAUUUGCUAUCUUAUCUUCCAUAAAGUGCUUCAAAAGCUUUUUAAACACUUGUAUGUUAGUUGAGUUGGCAUGUUCCCAGUUUGAGGCAUAAGGAAACUUCAUAUACAACUUAAAGGAUAUGAAAUGUGUUUUGAAGGUGAUAGGUGCACUGGAAUGUCAAAACGGACUUUAAUUUAUCACUGCUCAUUGCUCAUUAACAUAGGAGGAAGUGGAGCCAAUAUAUUGGCUGGCGGAUUAAGCUAAUGCUUCCUUUGCUGUUAUCCCUCAGAAGCUAGAGACUUCUCCCAUAGCUCACAUUGACAAUUGAAAGUGAAACAGGUAUGAAAGAAAAAUGUUGCUAUGCGUCAUUCCAUUCAGCGUAAGUUUUAUGCCACCAAAUGCAACACACAGUACUUUUGCAUGGAAGGUGUUGCAGAUCUGAAGUUUCGGUCAAAUGAGCAGUGUGGCAUGUUUUUUUGACCAGCUGGCCACAAUGCUGCAUUUUGAUUGGCUGUCAAACGUGUUGCUCAAAAUUACAUGCGAUAUAUGCAACAUUACAUCCAUAAGAACUAGUCACCCCAUAGGAAGUAACAGGAGUACCAAAAUUUGGAUAUUGCAUAAAAAUGUGUGAUGUGACACUUUUAUAAUUUCACUAUUUGCGUAGCUUCUGCAGUGUUGCCCUCAAUGUUGUGAACAUUGUGUGGUUGUGCACACUGAAAUGCAGAUGCUCAAUGGCCAUUGAAUGACGUCAAUGUUGAUGCCAGGUAAAUGAUGCGAUUGGUAAUAAUCCCAGUGUGUUUUGAAAAAUUCUGCCCAGUUUCUCAGUAAAACUGCUGCUUGGGUAAGCUGGUUCAUGCUUAACAGAUUUACCAGUGCAAAAAGAUGAAACACUUGAAAAGGAAACAGUGCUGUGUGCGUGUGUUUUCUUAUAAAUCUGAAAAAUCUAUCGUAAACAGUUUCCUGGUGUUGAUUUUGCUGCUUGGAGAAGUUUUGCUGCACUUGCUUGGCAAAAAUGUGCACCGCUCUUCCAUAAAGUUUGCUGGAGUACGAGCUGAUAUUCAUGCGUCCAAUGCUGCGCGUCACUUCAUACUUAAUCCCAAGCAUACAAUUUCAAGGAGCUCUGCUACACCUAUUCUUAGAACACUGGAUUGGGUGCAGUGCCUUACAGGGAGUAUGUUCUAUGAAACUGACUUUGUAAUACAAUCGUUUGCUCUCAAAAGGAAAAUAAAAUUAUGUAAAUCUGUAGAAA
This is a messenger RNA of Rhipicephalus microplus (southern cattle tick), 2454 nucleotides long. RefSeq names its product constitutive coactivator of peroxisome proliferator-activated receptor gamma. NCBI's taxonomy places the organism in Eukaryota, Metazoa, Arthropoda, Arachnida, Ixodida, Ixodidae. Gene Ontology annotation, cellular component: nucleus. The record is from RefSeq and is a predicted model, not a curated record.